Molecule: messenger RNA, 1971 nt
Organism: Lepisosteus oculatus (spotted gar)
Lineage: Eukaryota; Metazoa; Chordata; Actinopteri; Semionotiformes; Lepisosteidae
Gene: fank1
Product: fibronectin type III and ankyrin repeat domains 1
Biological process (GO): regulation of apoptotic process
Cellular component (GO): nucleus
Molecular function (GO): protein binding
Source: RefSeq, a predicted model, not a curated record
CGAACUGGUUCAGCUCCAAAUCUUCACCAAACACCGAACCCUCCUGUUCGUGUCCUUCUUCGAGGUCGGAAUCCGAUUCCCCCAGUGACCGAAUGGCGUUUAAAGAAAAUAAUCCAGCGCUGAUAUCUGAUAACACUAAAAGGGAACGCCCAGCAAUUCCAGCUAAAACAGCAUCGGAGCUGCGCGGACUGGGGUCAAGAGCUGAGAAGGAACAUCAACAAACCUACUGGUUUGUUUGUUGUUCUGCGCGCUGUUCAGACUGCUUUUCUCUGGAAAGUUUCAGAAACCUUAUCUUACCGAUGGCAACUUCAGGCUUUCAAAGACUUUCCAAGCUGGACCCUCCUGUCAUCGGUAAAGUGAAUCAUCACAGCAUUGAACUGUACUGGGAUGAGGCAGGAAAAGAGCCGAAAACUGGCCCUCCUGAGCAGUGGCUUCGGUUCUCCCUGGAGGAAGAGGAUCCCAAGACCCACACAUACGGCAACAUUUACAUUGGCUAUGGUACAAAGCACACUGUUGAGGGGCUUGAGCCCAGUACUUCUUACAAGUUCAGACUUAAAGUAACCAGUCCAACGGGUGAAUACACAUACAGUCCAGUGGUGUCUGUUUCAACCACAAGAGAACCACUGAGUGGUAAGCAAUUGCAUCAUGCAGUGAACAUGGAUGAUGAAGUGGAAGUGACCAAAGUCCUGCAGUCAGGAACUGUGAUGGUGGAUGUUCCUGAUAAACUAGGAUUUACUCCUCUCAUGGUGGCUGCCCAAAAAGGCUUUUUCAGGCUAGUUCAGAUUUUGGUGGAACAUGGAGCAGAUGUCAACUUGCAGAAUGCAAGUGGAAAGAACAGUCUGAUGCUGGCUUGUUUUGCUGGACACCUGGAUGUUAUUAAGUAUCUAAGAAAAUGCGGAGCUACUUGGGAAACCCAUGACUUAGGGGGAUGUACAGCAAUGCACUGGGCUGCCGAUGGAGGCCAGAUGCCAGUUAUCAGUUACAUGAUAAAUGAUGGCUGUAAGGUUGAUGUUAAAGACAGUGGUUCUCUGUGGACACCACUGAUGAGGGUCUCAGCAGUCACAGGGGAUGCAGACGUUGCUUCUCUUUUAAUUAGCGCUGGAGCUGAUGUUAAUGUGAAGGAUAAGGAUGGGAAGACUCCGUUAAUGGUUGCUGCCUUAAACAACCACGAGGAUCUUGUCCAGUUACUGCUAGAGAAAGGAGCAGAUUGCCAAAUUAAGAAUGAGUUUGGAGCAGGUGUGAUAGAAAUGGCAAAAGCUUUUGGAAGACAGAACAUUGUGAACUUGUUAGAAGGAAAGAAGAUCCAUUAGAAGAAGGCAAAAUGUAUUGUUAAAGACUGGCAAAUUCUUUGUAUGAGGAUAUUUACUGAGAUUUGUCUCUACUCAAAUGAACUUACUAUAGCUGCAGUUAAAAAUGUGAAAUUGAUGUCAUUUUAUUAAAUUUUACUAAAAUACAUUCUUCUUUAACUUCUAUUACACUACCCCCAGAUAGACUUUCUUUAAUGAAAGACUUAAAUGUGAAUCUGCUGUGAAUUCAGAAUCUAGGGAAAGGGUUAAAGAUGAGGUGUAAAAGCAAUUUCUUGAACUUCUAGUUUUCCAAAUGUAUUUUGCUACCUUACUACUACGGUUACUGCUUUUAUUCAUUUUGAUUGUCAGAGGGUGGGAGAAAGGGAGUGUUACACUUUAAUGUAUUUUAACUGUGGUUGUCAUUUUAUUUAAUCUUUGUAUACAAAAACACAGUCCUAUGUAUAUCAAUCCUAACUGUGUCAGUUUUCAUGUUGUCAGAUGAGUGAAAACUAUAUUGCAGUUUUCAUACUAAUGUGGUAGACAUUUGGUCCCUGGGGAUUUUUAGCCUUUUGUGCUGUUUCCUUUUUUAUUUGUACACUAAAUGUACUGUUUAUCUGGUGAAACCAUUUCAUAUUCCUCAGAUCUAUAUCAGUGUAAACAAAACAAUAAAAUGAUAAAUACUACA